Molecule: messenger RNA, 1098 nt
Organism: Meloidogyne enterolobii
Lineage: Eukaryota; Metazoa; Nematoda; Chromadorea; Rhabditida; Meloidogynidae
Source: the annotation of a GenBank genome assembly
UUAUAUUUGGUCUAGGAUCUCUUUUUACUAACUAUUUUGGGAAUUUUUUUCAAAUUCUUAUAACCUCUCGUGAUUUCCUUUAUACUUUUUUUGGCUUGAAGGCGUUUAGUCGACGCUUGCGGACUCAUUCUUUAAACUUUACUAAUUUUUGGUAAAUUUAUUUGGGUGCCCUUUUUCCUGGUUAUCAAAUCCUCGAAACUAGAUCCACAAGUCUUGUCAAGUUCAAUAAAUUCCAUUCCCAACGUUUUUUCCCUCGUAAAUUUUUCCCAACAUUUUUGGGAUUUUCCCAUUUCUAACCACAUUCUGUUUUAAGGUAGUCUUCAAAAAUUGACUGAAGCAUUUAAUUCUCUCAAUGAAGCAUCUUGUGGUGGAACAGAAUUUUCUUUACAUUCAAUGCUGGAAACUGCUUUAAAUCAUUUUAGAAAUGUCCCUGCCCACACAAGCAAAGAAUGUAUUUUUAUUGUUGCAAGUUUGAGUACUAUUGAUGCUUCUAGUUUAAAACAAAUUUAUGAGCAAUUAAAAAUGCAAUCUGUUCGUUGUUCAAUAAUUUCUUUUUUGGCUGAAGUUUAUGCUUUUAAAAAACUUUGUAUUACUACACAAGGGAAGUAUGGAGUAGCUUUAGACAAGGAACAUUUUGACCUUUUACUUACUGAACAUUUACAACCUCCACCUCUCAAACCAAAACAAGGACAUCAAGAUAGUAUUGUAAAAAUGGGGUUUCCAAUUAAAAAGGCGAAGAAAAUUCCUUCUUUUUGUGCUUGUCAUGAAUUGGCUGGUGAUGCUUUAGACCUUUCAAAACAAAAUGAAUAUGCUUAUAUUUGCCCGCAAUGUGGUUCUCAUUAUUGUCAAACUCCUACAACUUGUCGUGUUUGUGGCCUUUUAUUAUUAACUGCACCACAAUUAGCACGUGCUCAUCAACAUUUGGAACCUUUGCCAGCAUUUGUGGAGUCUACACCGAUUGAAGGGUUUUCUUUUAUAAUUUUUUCAAAGGUCAGGGGAUUCUCCUUUUUUAAUUCCGAAACAUUUUUAGAAAAAUUUUUUUUCAUUAUUCAAUGCCUAUCAGGGAUGGGACGGGGUAUCCGAAACUCAAAUGCUUAA